GUUAAUAGCAAAGUCGAAGACUGGGAUGUCCCCCAGGCACAAAAGAGGUUGAAAGGCAAGGCAAUCUAGCCGAAAGGAUCUAGGAGGUCAGCCUUCAAGAGACUGGGACACGAUGGGAGGAACCAGAACCGACCAUCCAAGGAACGGUUGGGGAUGGAGACGAUUCCAGUGAGUGCUUUUGACCGGCUGGGAAGAGGGGCCAGACAACCUGGUCGAACCAGGCGACCCGAACCACCCCCUCGUGAUGAACCCCAGCACAGCCGGCCACCCCUGGAAGAAGAGGAAGCGGAAAGUAAUUCGAGGCACAUGGGUCUCACCGGGGACGAAAAGUGUUUGCUUUUCUUCCAAAUCCUCCGUGGCCGAGCCGCCGAGUGGUUUCAUAACCUCCCGACCGGUGAGAUUGAUUUUUUCGAUGAACUGGCCGAGAAGGAUGAAGUUGACAAGGUGGAGGAGAUGGACGACAAAACCGCUAUGUCCCUCCUGGUCUCCAGGCUCCGUUCCGGAGAAUUGUACAAAGAGUUCUGCAGGAGACCUCCUCAGUCCUACCAAGAGGCCUACAACACGGCCUACAACACGACUUGGGAUUAUGCAGAUGCUGAGGCUCAGGUUUCUUCCAAGAGCGAAGCCGAGCAAGGCCACCCUAGGGGGCGGACCACCAUAAAGAAGGAAGUUGAACUACCCGGUAGGGUAAAGGCGGAAAUGAUGGAGGUAAAACCUGGAAAGACGGAGAAGAAACCAGCCGGAGAGAAGCAGUGGACAGAAAAGUACUGCUCUUUCCACAAGACGGACUCUCAUAACACUGCUGAGUGCAACAGUGUUAAGGGGGUGAUAAAGCAGAUGAUCGAGGCCGGGAAACUCGAUCAAGAGUACCUAGCCCAGACGAAACAGAAGAAGAACCAGUGGAUCCAGCCUGAAGGACAACCGGCCGAUCAAAACAAGAAGAAGAAAGCAGCUGGUAAGGAGCACUUACAGAUGAUUUACGGGGGACCGGAGGGAGGAGAUUCUGCUUGUCAUAGAAAGAAGUGGGGGCGUGAACUCUACGUGGGUACAGUUGCCUUAAACCCCCGGCAGAAGCAAACUAGACGGGAGCCGAUUACUUUCACAGACCGGGAUCUUCCUGCCACCGGGGAAGAUCACAAUGACCCUUUGGUCAUAACCAUGGACAUGGGUGGAGUUGAUGUCUCCCGGGUACUCAUCGACAUGGGCAGUAGUGUCAACAUUUUGUACCUGGAGGCCUUUGAGAAACUUAAGCUGUGUCGAACACGGCUUGAGCCAUUGAAAACUCCCCUAUCCGGACCGGGUGGUUUAGGACAAGUCAGAGGAGACCAAAAGAAAUCCCGAUCUUGUUAUCUCGAAGCUGUAAAAAAGAUGAUGAAGGCAUUCGAGAGGGUCACCUUGGUUUCUCAGGAGGAGGACUGGUCGAAGCUGGAACCGGGUGAUGAGACCGAGCAGAGUGUUCUCCGAGAGGCAUUCCUGGAGAAAAUGGAGAGGAUUGGCCAGGACCUACCCGAGGGACUUCGAGAGGAGAUCAUCUUAGUCCUUCGGGAAUAUGCUGACAUAUUCGCUUGGAGCGUGGCGGAUAUGUCAGGCAUUAAUCGUUCCAUUCUAUGCCACUGGUUGGUUGUAAUGGAAGGUAGCCGGCCUAUCAAACAACAGAAGAGGCACUUAGCAAACGUUCGGAGGGAGUUUGUCAAAAACGAAUUCAAAAUUGAUUACAAGCCUAGAACUGCGAUAAAGGGCCAAGCCCUGGCCGAUUUCCUAGUUGAACUAACCGGUCUGGAACCUAAGGCGGGACCAUCCCAUACGGUCAAACCGUGGUGGGACAUGGUCGUUGAUGGGGCUUCCAGGCCGAAGGGAUGCGGGGCCGGGAUAGUUUUUACUACUCCUGAAGGAUUCAAGGUUUUCCAUGCCUUGGUGUUUAACUUCAAACUUACCAACAACGAGGGAGAAUACGAGGCAUUGGCCGGUGGGCUCAGAUUAGCCCGGGCACUGGGUAUCAAGAGGAGGAAAAUCCGGUCUGAUUCAAGCCUGGUUGUCGGACAAGUUAAUGGAGAAAUGGAGGUGAAAGAAGAACGUCUCUCCCGGUAUAGUGAUCUAGUCCGAGCUCUUUUGAGAGAGUUGGAGGAAUUCUGCUUGACUAGAAUACCUCGGUCAGAAAACAAUGAUGCUGAUUUGCUUUCCAAGUUGAUGCAAGCUUGUCUGGAGCAUGUAUCAAAGUUGGCUAAAAUUGAGAUAUUGGACGAACCGAGUGCUGACCGGUUGGAGGUCGUAGCUGUCCAGCAAGCAUAUUUGGCCAGUUUUGGGAUCAAGCACAACAAGGUGUCUAUAGCGUACCCCCAAGGAAAUGGCCAAGUUGAAAAUGCUAACCAGACGGUAGUGGACGGACUAACGAAGAGGUUGGGUGAAGAGGGGCGCAAAUGGCUGGAAGCACUGCCUCAUACGGUCUUGGCACAUAGGGUGACUUCUAGGAGAGCAAUGGGGGAGACGCCGUUCGUGCUCACUUAUGGAUGUGAAGCCCGGUUACCAAUCGAGGCAGAAUUCCCAACAUUUAGAGAAGCCGUGUAUCAACCCGGCAGGAACGUGGCCGACCACAUGGCUGAGUUGAAUCUAGUGGAGGAGCGGAGAAUGAUGACAGCUGUCAAAAUGGCCGGUUAUCAGCAAUCAGUAAAGAGAUAUCAUGAUAACCGGGUUGGUCCACGUUACUUCCAAGUGCACAAGGAAGUCUUACGAAGAAGGGAUGCCAGUAAGCCCAAUGAAAGAGGCAAGCUAGUGCGUAACUAGGAAGGACCGUAUCGCAUUAGGGCGAUCAUCCGACCGGGUACUUAUCAGCUUGAGACCAUGGAGGGUGGACGAGUUGACUGACAUUGGAAUUCUCACCACUUGCUCAAAUUUUUUAGAUAAAAUGUAACGUGUUCUCGGUCAUGAAUAAAACUCUAUUCUUUUC
Cuscuta campestris is the source of this 2944-nucleotide messenger RNA. The record is from the annotation of a GenBank genome assembly. Lineage: Eukaryota; Viridiplantae; Streptophyta; Magnoliopsida; Solanales; Convolvulaceae.